Messenger RNA from Serinus canaria (Common canary), 1578 nucleotides. Its product is annotated as synaptotagmin-9. Lineage: Eukaryota; Metazoa; Chordata; Aves; Passeriformes; Fringillidae. The transcript is spliced from 7 exons. Gene Ontology annotation, biological process: cellular response to calcium ion; regulation of dopamine secretion; calcium-ion regulated exocytosis. Gene Ontology annotation, molecular function: SNARE binding; phosphatidylserine binding; clathrin binding. The coding region runs from base 1 to 1578 and encodes 525 amino acids. The record is from RefSeq and is a predicted model, not a curated record. Gene Ontology annotation, cellular component: dense core granule; membrane.
AUGCCCGGCGACAGGGAGGACGAGAUCUGCCAGAAAGCGCUGCAGCUGCUGGCCGAGCUGUGCUCCGUCGGGGCGGUGGAGAACGAGAACUGCCGCGAUUUCAUCUACUACCUGCGGGACAGAGCCCGGCCCCGCCUCAGCGACUCAGAUAUCUCCAUAAGCCUGCUGUCCCUGGUUGUCACAGCCUGUGGCCUGGCUCUGUUCGGUGUGUCCCUGUUCGUGUCCUGGAAGCUGUGCUGGAUCCCGUGGCGGGAGCGGGGUUUGCCCUUCGGGAGCAAGGACAGCAAGCAAGAGCCGCUGCACUACGCGGACGCGGACGCCAAUGAGCGCGACUACAGCGAGGAGUACCUGGGGCAACCCGCUGCCUACCCUGAGGCCUCCAUGAAGAUCAGCCACACCUCCCCGGACCUGCCGCUGGACACCCAGGCAGGAGCCAAGGAGAACUGCGUGCCCGACGGGCGGAUGCAGCGCCAGACCACUGAGCCCACCUCGUCUGCCCGGCACAACUCACUCCGGAGACAGCUCAACCUGUCCAACCCUGACUUCAACAUCCAGCAGGUGCAGAAGCAGGAGCAGCUGACGGGAAUCGGACGCAUCAAGCCAGAGCUGUACAAGCAGAGAUCGCUGGACACGGACGAUGGCCGGAGGAGUAACAACAAGGCCUGUGGAAAACUCAACUUCAUCCUCAAGUAUGACUGUGAUCUGGAGCAGCUGAUAGUGAAGAUUCACAAGGCCGUCAACCUGCCAGCAAAGGACUUCUCUGGAACUUCAGAUCCAUACGUGAAGAUAUAUCUGCUCCCCGACAGGAAAACAAAACACCAGACUAAAGUGCACAGAAAGACCCUAAAUCCAGUAUUUGAUGAAGUUUUUUUAUUUACUGUCCCCUACAAUGAUCUCAACACAAGGAAACUCCAUUUCUCUGUGUAUGACUUUGACAGAUUCUCCAGGCACGACUUGAUUGGCCAAGUGGUAGUGGAUAAUUUUUUAGAUUUGGCAGAUUUUCCCAGGGAAUGUAAUAUUUGGAAGGAUAUUGAAUAUGUCACCAAUGAUAACGUGGAUCUUGGUGACCUUAUGUUUUCGCUCUGCUACCUUCCAACAGCUGGUAGACUAACUAUUACAAUAAUAAAGGCAAGAAAUCUAAAGGCAAUGGAUAUCACGGGAGCAUCAGAUCCCUACGUGAAGGUUUCUUUAAUGUGUGAAGGAAGGCGGCUAAAGAAAAGGAAAACUUCCACCAAGAGGAACACCCUAAACCCCGUUUACAAUGAAGCCAUAGUCUUUGAUGUCCCUCCAGAAAACAUUGACCAAAUUAACUUGUCGAUAGCUGUUAUGGAUUAUGACCGUGUAGGUCACAAUGAGGUCAUUGGAGUUUGUCAAGUAGGCAACGAUGCAGAGAGUCUAGGUCGCGACCACUGGAACGAAAUGCUCUCGUACCCUCGGAAGCCCAUCGCUCACUGGCAUCCUCUUGUGGAGGGCCCUAUUCAGCAGGAAUGUUAUGCAGGUCUUCUGCGGUUGGAUGGCUGCCGAAGAGGCUUCCUCACCCUUUUAACCUAUUCAGCAGAAAUUUGGCAUUCCUGUUGA